AUGUCCAAUCCCCUCAAGUCCUCCAAUAGUGCGUCUCCCUUCAUCAAGCGAGAACAAUUGAGACGAGACUUUUUAAAGUCGCGGCUCAAGAAAACUGGGACUCCUAAACCCUACGUCAAGAAGGAGGAUCCCGAAGCUUAUGAUGAGCGCACCAACCAGCUUUUGAAUGGCAACAAUAGCGGGGGCAGCUCAAGCUCCCACCGAGGUAUUAAACAAGAAACUGCAACUCAAUACAACGAAUUCCCAUUGCGGGCGGUUUCCCACGAGCAUUUGGAAAACAUCAGAACACACAUUUUAAAGUUUCAAAGCAAGAAGAAAAUCGACCCGAAAAAAGACUUGCAUCUUCCAGUCAGAUUGCAUCGUAAAGAUACGCGAAACUUGCAAUUUCAAUUGACCAGGGCCGAAAUUGUACAGAGACAAAAAGAGAUUGCAGAUUACAAGAGGAAGGCAGAGGCAGAAAGAAGCGCUAGCGAAACCGGACAAAGUAGUGUAGCUAUAUCCACCCCAGUUCCUACGGAUUCUGGAGUUGCUUCACCUACUCCUCAAACGUCAACCGGGACACCAGCCGAGACGCUGGCGGGCACACCCGAGCAAACACCCAUGAAAACAGAGUUUCACGAACGGGAAGGUGGCCUUUCAGCUUCUGCUAACAAUGUUGACGAAAGCAACAAAAGCGAUAUAAACGAAGCAAAACCUGUAGUGCCGCCAGUAACUAGAUUAGAAGAAGCAGGGAUUGCCGAUGAUCCGACCAAGGCUGGUAUGGUAAAAUACGAUGGGAAGGAAAAGCCAAUAGAAACUGAUGGAAAGGAGGAUCCAUUUGCGGAUGUGGCCCCUGAUGGAGGCGGGCGCUAUAAAAGAGGUAAUGUAAAGAGGAAAACUCGGUCACUGAAAUUGUUAGAUGAAAAUGCUAAACGAUUAAGGUUUGAGGAGUUCUAUCCAUGGGUAUUGGAAGAUUUCGAUGGGCUUAAUACCUGGGUGGGGUCCUAUGAAGCAGGUAAUUCGGACUCAUAUGUUCUUUUAAGUGUUGAAAAUGAUGGUAGUUUUACUAUGAUACCCGCAGACAAGGUAUAUAAGUUCACUGCGAGAAACAAAUAUGCUACACUUACUAUUGAUGAAGCUGAAAAGCGUAUGGAAAAAAGUGGAAAAGGUAUUCCUCGUUGGCUAAUGAAGCACCUUGAUGACAUUGGUACGACAACGACAAGAUAUGAUAGAACACAAAGACGAUUACGUGCAGUAGAUGCUCGUCAGGGUGAGGAGGAUGAUAGGAAUGAUAACUCAGAAGUUGAACUUGAUUUUGAUGAAGAGUUUGCCGACGAUGAAGAAGCUCCAAUUAUUGAUGGUGAUGAGAAGGAGAAUAAAGAGUCCGAACAAAGAAUUAAAAAAGAAAUGCUCCAAGCCAAUGCAAUGGGUCUACGUGACGAUGAUGAAAUGGAUGAGGAUUUAUUCGGAGAGAAGAAGUUUGACGAUGAGGGUGAAAAAACAAUGAAAGCACUUCAAAAGUCAGACAUGGCUGCGCUAUACGAUUCGGAUGACGAAUCGAAAUUAAAUCCGUACUUAUCUGAAUCAGAAGCUGAAAAGCUUGAAGAGGAUAAAGAAAAAGAAGAUAGCCAAGAAAAUGGCAAGUCUAGUAGAAAGACAUCUCCCCGGAAGAAGUCACCAAGAAGUACGCUUUCAGGGCCUCGUGUACACGUUAAGAGCAUCAAAGACUUUCAAGUUGUUCUGAAGGCUGAUAAAUCUAUUUUGAAGAACUUUCCCGAAGGAUCGUGGAAUCCACAUGCUAAGAAAAGCAAUUCGAACGCAUCCAGUGGGGCAUCCUCACCAGUAAUUAAAAUCGAAGAUAAUGCGGAGCAUCAAGACUUAUUAAAGGAAGAGGACAUUAUCAACGUAGUAUCGGGUCGCAAAAUGACUUUGAAACAACUGAUCAAAGAAUUGAAGGAAAAAGUUGCGAAACAUCCUUCCAACAAGGAUAGGAUGAAGCACUUAGUAAAGAAAUUGGUAAAACUCAACGAAGGAUACUUAGAGCUGAAUAUAAGCAAUGGGAGUUGA
Molecule: messenger RNA, 2046 nt
Organism: Lachancea nothofagi CBS 11611
Lineage: Eukaryota; Fungi; Ascomycota; Saccharomycetes; Saccharomycetales; Saccharomycetaceae
Source: the annotation of a GenBank genome assembly